AUGCCGCUCGAAUCGACGAUGAUUUGCUUAGACAACUCGGAGUGGAUGCGAAAUGGCGACUACAUUCCCUCGCGUCUGGAAGCACAGCACGACGCUGCCAACCUUCUAUGUGGAACAAAGACACAGGCCAAUCCAGAAAGUACUGUGGGUGUACUUGCCAUGGCUGGAAAAAGUGUCCAGGUGCUAGCUUCACCUACAGACAAUAUGGGCACCCUGCUUAGCGCUAUCCAUGGCGUUAAGAUUGGUGGCUCUAUGAAGCUUUCCAACGCUAUCCAAGUUGCACAACUAGCCCUCAAACAUCGUCGUAAUAAGACCGGGGGACAACGUGUCGUUGUCUUUAUUGGAUCUCCGAUUGAAGAAGAUGAAAAACAGCUCACAAAAAUUGGCAAGCUACUAAAGAAGAAUAACAUUGCUGUAGAUGUGGUGAGCAUGGGCGAUAUGGACACCAACGCAUCCAAGCUACAGGCAUUUGUUGAUGCCGCUAGCAGCAAUAAUAACAGCCAUUUAGUCACGGUACCAGCGGGUGUAUUGCCCUCAGAUGUGCUGGUAUCUUCACCAGUACUACAUGGAGACGAUGGUGGUGCUGCUGCCGCUUCCAGCAGUGGUGGCGGUGGUAGCGACGCCUUCGCAGAGUACGGCGGUGUGGAUCCUAGCAUGGAUCCCGAACUGGCCCUGGCGCUUCGUGUGUCGAUGGAAGAGGAACUCCCAUCCCCAGCACUAACUUCUAAUUCGACUCCAGGCACGGACAAUUUGGCUGAACACGGACAAACUACACAAAAUCCAGCGUCGGCGAGUUCCUCGGCCACUACGUCAGGACCUCCGCCCGCCCCAGCAUCCAACUUACCUUUCAUGGACCCCAAAUUUGUCAAUUCUCUACUGUCAGGUCUACCGGGAGUAGAUCCAAAUGACCCAAAGAUUCAGGCUGCAAUGGCACAGAUGACAAAGAAAGACGAGAAGAAGGACAACGACGAGAAUAAGGAUGAUGACGAAAAGAAGGAAGACAAGUAA
Plasmopara halstedii is the source of this 1008-nucleotide messenger RNA. Its product is annotated as multiubiquitin chain binding protein mbp1. The record is from RefSeq and is a predicted model, not a curated record. Gene Ontology annotation, molecular function: polyubiquitin modification-dependent protein binding. NCBI's taxonomy places the organism in Eukaryota, Oomycota, Peronosporomycetes, Peronosporales, Peronosporaceae. Gene Ontology annotation, cellular component: proteasome regulatory particle, base subcomplex; nucleus; cytosol. Gene Ontology annotation, biological process: proteasome-mediated ubiquitin-dependent protein catabolic process. The transcript has 5 exons. Bases 1 to 1008 code for a protein of 335 amino acids.